Messenger RNA from Penaeus chinensis, 3633 nucleotides. RefSeq names its product proclotting enzyme-like. The transcript is spliced from 8 exons. The coding region runs from base 1016 to 2971 and encodes 651 amino acids. The record is from RefSeq and is a predicted model, not a curated record. NCBI's taxonomy places the organism in Eukaryota, Metazoa, Arthropoda, Malacostraca, Decapoda, Penaeidae. Gene Ontology annotation, biological process: proteolysis. Gene Ontology annotation, molecular function: serine-type endopeptidase activity.
AUAUAACUUAUUACUCUGUAAGUUAUAUCACUGAUAUUCCAUAUAACAUGAGCAUCAUUAAUUAUUCACAAUGCAACUAAAUUCUACAAGGCGAGGUCCUGGCGACCCGACGAAAAGCGAUCAAAGCCAAUUGGCAUCGCGACUCGAAGGUUGAGAAACGGGGCAUUAGGUCAUAUCAGAGUACGAUUAGCAUUUAUUCUUAUGUAUAGACGAAGUGAAUUCCUUACGUGACAAAAGACAAAUGACAGACGACGUCCCAACCCGCUUGAGCUGCUUUUUGCUUUAUAACUUAAAAUGUCGGAGAUGGAAUUAAAGUUAGAUUAAAGCUUGUGAGUAUUUCCUGUAGGACUGUAAAGUAGAAGUGAUAGAUUUGUCCGUAGAAAUUAUAGAUAUUUGUAAAGUAAAAUUAUUGUAUAGAGAGUAUUGUGAAUGAUGCACGUGCAUGGAUAACCUGUGUCUGUACUAAUGAAAGUAAGAUAAAAAUAAAUGAUAUAUUAGUAUGUUUAUAUGUGUGUAUUUUAUCUUUAUAUUAUUUAAUAGAUAGAUACACUGCAUGUGCGUGUGUCAGGGCCCGCGCGUAGAAUACGGAUAAACAUCCAUUAAAUAUGCGUUUAUGUAUAAAUACUGUUACCUGUACCUGUAUAUAGAUAGUUACGCUUUAGUACUACACACUAAAAGGUUCCAUCACUGUGUUAGUUUUAUGCAUGGCGGAGGAUCUUCAUAACACGAGCGGUGAGUGCGACUCACAACCUGGACAGAUUCCGCCUCAGUAUACGUUGUUAUAGAUACUUUCAUUUUCAUUUCUUUGAAAAUUCCUUUUGGCUGAAUAUACUAAGUUCUGCACAGUAACUUCGAUGAUUUAGCGUAUUGCAAAGUUCCAUGAUUCUGCGGUGAUAACUCGUUCCUAUGUGAGUCGCACUCCGCCCCCCCCCCCCCUACCCGUGCCCCCGCUCAGCCGUGGCGCCGUGCGUUCAGCCGUUCACUCCGUGUCGGUCUUGCAGCCGCCGUCAACAGCAUGUUACGACACAUGGGACACUCUUUCCAAUCUGGCUUGUACACUCUGGGCUCGACGCUGGACAGGCAUGUGGUGCCCCACGUGCGUUAUGCCGCCGAGCGAAUCACCGAAGACGUGGCUCCGUCCAUAGGGCAUGCGCUAAUGCGGGCCGGAAACCAGGUGGCCCUGCGCACCGCCGAGGGCCUGCAGGCGGGCGCGCAGGUCAUUAAGACGAAAAUCGUGCCCGCCAUCGAGGAGCGGCUGGUGCAGGCCAGCAACGCGGCCGUGCCCGUCAUCAACCACGGCCUUGACGUCCUCGAGGCCACCAUCCAGAAGAGCGCCGACGUCGUGUCCAAGUCCACGGCGAAGGGCAUCGACCGCCUCAGCUCCACGGUUCUGGGCGAGCAGCGGCACACGCGCGUCAAAACAAUCGCCAAUAACAUCCACGGGGGCAUUAACAACGGCCUUAACAACUUGGCGGGUGCAAUUAACAACCUCAACUCACGCAAUACUAACAACAACGCCUUUACUGACCAAGACUACCACGAUUACGUCAUUUCCCAAUACGAUUCCUCCCGAGGCCCUCAGUACGUGCCAGAGUACCCGGACGGACACUACCUCCCGGACUACCCCACAGACUACUCGCAAUACUCAUACCAACAACAGACUCCGCCCAAGACAGUGGGCGGCGCCCUCUCGCAGGUCGUGACCAACGGCGCCUACACCCUCUCUAGACACGUCCUCGGACACAACCUGACCGACGCCCUGGCACCCAUCGCCAAGUCAGUGUCUAAUGUCGUUGGACAAACUAUCCCUGCAGUCUCGCUCGGCGAUGGACGCAUUGUCAUAGACCUGCCCAACACGGACAUCGAGAGGGACGAUUCCUCCCGCAGCUGCACCACGCCUGUGGGGGAGGCCGGCCUCUGCAAGGACCUCAGCGACUGCCCGAACCUCAUCCUCGACCUCACGAACUUGCGGAAGUCCGUCUGCUUCAAGAGCCUCUUCGUCCCUGGUGUCUGCUGUCCUAUUAGGGACCUAGACCUGAACAGCGUACAAAGCCCGUCGUCCGUGACCAGCCGCCCCCGCCCUGUCACAGUCCCAACUCAGCGGCCUCAGCCCCUGCCUCCUGUGCCUGGAACUUCACCUCGCCCAGUUCCCAUACAACCUAUAGCAGAGGUCGCGCAGCCUAACUUUGAAUGCGGGCAGCCGAAGAUCCCGACCUUCCGCGUGGUUGGCGGCGACGAGUCCCGAAGAGGCCAGUGGCCCUGGGUCGCAGCCGUCUGGUUGCACGGACCCAAGAAGACGGUGUUCUGGUGCGGAGGAUCUCUCAUCUCAAAGCAGUACGUCCUCACCGCCGCUCACUGCACCAAGGACACGCGGGGAAAGACAUUUGAUGCCCAGCAGUUCAGCGUGCGUCUUGGAGACCACAACAUCUUCAGUGAGAGUGAUGACUUCAUUUCCAACCCCCAGACAUACAGGGUCCAGUCCAUCCGCCCUCACCCAGAAUUCAUCUCGCACGGCUUCUACAACGACGUGGCGCUCCUGAAGCUCGACCGGCCCGUCGACUUCACGGAAUACAUCCUGCCCGUGUGCCUCCCGUCGACGGACAUGGCGCGGCAGUCCUUAGACCACAUGGUCGGCCAGACGCCCUCGGUCAUCGGCUGGGGCUCCACCGCCUACGGUGGCCACGAGAGUGCCGUGUUGCGCGAAGUCCAGGUCCCCGUCUGGAAAAACAGCGACUGUAACGCCGCCUACACGCAGCCCAUCACUGAAGUCUUCAUCUGCGCGGGCUUCACGGAGGGAGGGCGAGAUGCCUGCCAGGGUGACAGCGGUGGCCCUCUGCAGCUCUACAUCAAUGGGAAUUGGAUUCAAAUUGGCAUCGUUUCGUUUGCCAUUCGUUGCGCCGAACCGGGCCAUCCGGGCGUCUACACAAGACUUACUGAAUUCUUGCCCUGGAUACACUCGAACAUGAUAUAAGGGUACUGCUAUGCUGUGCAAGGCAGAUCACUGUGAUACCAGUAUGUAGAAAUGAACAGACCUUUUAGUCAACAUUUGCAGCAAGACUAACAUUGCUAUGUUCACAAGCAAUCUGGUCUGGAACUACUUCUUUGUAAUAAGUUUAAGAUAUGCCUGUUGUUGUAGUGUUUACACAUGAACAAACAUGUUAUUUAUUUGUUUUUGUUAGUAUAAAGAUUAUACAGAUAACAAGAAAUAAGGUUUUUCAAUUGCUCUAGUUUUAAUAUUGUUGUGACUCAUAUUUCUGGAGGCACUUUUAUAAACAAUUGUCUUUAGAAACCUGUUCGUAAUAAUUAACUGAUUAUAGUUCGCAUUCGCAAUCAUAUAUUUUACACUGUAUUGUGCAUUUUCAUCAGAAUAAUUCCAUUCAGUUCAUAUUAUAUCACUCAUUGGUCAUUGCUGUGUUGCACAUGUUAUUAACUAAUUACUCGCUGCAGCGAUAGCCUAGUUACGAUCUCUUUUCCCCUCACUUGCAAUGCCUGUAAAAGUUAUAGUUAUAAUACCUGCUUCUCUUGAAGAUGACAGUUUUCUUACAAAAAUAACAUUCUGCUGGACAGAUCCAUCUUUUUGUAAAUGUAUGUAAAUAUGUUACCUCAUUAAAGAAUAAAUGCCAUAUGACUUCU